Messenger RNA from Spea bombifrons (plains spadefoot toad), 1798 nucleotides. It is a transcript of the gene XPNPEP3, whose product is annotated as X-prolyl aminopeptidase 3. NCBI's taxonomy places the organism in Eukaryota, Metazoa, Chordata, Amphibia, Anura, Pelobatidae. Gene Ontology annotation, molecular function: manganese ion binding; metalloaminopeptidase activity. Gene Ontology annotation, cellular component: mitochondrion. The transcript has 11 exons. The record is from RefSeq and is a predicted model, not a curated record. Bases 139 to 1680 code for a protein of 513 amino acids.
GAGUUCUAAACACAAAAGACGGCGUAAUAUUUAAAUAGUCAUUUUGUUCACUAACGCAUACGGUUGGGUUAAGAUGUCUCAAUUUUUUAUAGUAUAGUUUAUCGGUAUAAAACCUGCAGUAUUAGGUCGCGUUUACAAAUGUUCAUCAAAAGGCUUGCAGUCAUGCGGUGUCUUCUUUCUCGUUUCUCUCGCGUGUUAUUACUCCAACGUCCUACAGCUUGCACUUCCUUUUUAAUACGGAAAUUCUCAAUAAAGCCUGACCUAUUGAACUUCCCAAAACAAUACCUUGGCCAACCUAGUCCUGCUACUCACCCGCAUCUUCUGAAACCAGGUGAAGUCACACCAGGGUUAACGCAGAGGGAAUAUUCACUUCGUCGUCACAAGCUGAUGUCCCUUAUACAGAAAGAGUCGGAGGUUCUGGGUGAUGGCAGAGACCAUGUUGUUAUUUUCCUGUCAAACGCUACAGUUUAUAUGACAAAUGACAUUCCUUUUCCCUUCCAUCAGCACAAUGAUUUUCUCUACUUCUGUGGAUUUCUCGAACCUGAUAGUAUCCUCCUCCUUCGGAACCAGCCUGGCCAAAGCCUUCCUUCACACACGGCAACUCUUUAUGUCCCACGCAAAGACCCUAGUCGUGAACUUUGGGAUGGGCCACAAUCCGGUGCAGAUGGAGCAGCUGCUCUUACUGGCGUUGAUGAAGCUUUCACACUGGAAGAAUUCAAACAUGUCUUGCCCAACAUUUAUGAUGAAGGAGUGACACUGUGGUAUGACAGUGUUAGACCAGCACACCCAAGCCUGCAUGCCAAGUACCUUCAACCACUCAUUGAAUCCAUAAGCCCAACUAAAAAGAAAAUAAAACCUACACAAAAUCUUGUACAACAACUUCGACUUAUAAAAACCCAAGCUGAAUUGGAGCUCAUGAAGAAAGCAGGAAGUAUCUCCUCCUAUGCAUUCAUAGAGACUAUGCACGGCAGUAAGGCUCCUGUGGAUGAAUCAUUUAUAUAUUCCAAGUUUGAUUUUGAGUGCCGGUCGAGAGGUGCUAGCAUUCUUGCAUACCCACCUGUUGUGGCUGGAGGAAACAGAUCCAAUACUCUUCACUAUGUAAAGAAUAACCAAAUAAUACAGCCUGGGGAGAUGGUCUUGUUAGAUGGUGGAUGUGAAGCAUCUUGUUAUGUCAGUGACAUCACACGCACGUGGCCUGUGAAUGGCAAGUUUUCUGCUGCACAAGAGGAGCUGUACCAGGCUGUACUCGAAAUACAGAAAUCAUGCCUUAGCCUCUGUUUCCCAGGCACAAGCCUGGAGAAUAUCUAUUGCCACAUGCUGAAUAUGAUUGCAAGAAAACUCAAGGAAGUAGGAAUUGUACAUAAAGGAUGCAACAAUGAUCACAUUUUCAAGUAUGCCCGUAAGUACUGUCCUCACCAUGUUGGACACUAUCUUGGCAUGGAUGUCCAUGAUACACCAGCUAUAUCCCGUUCUAUUCCUCUACAUCCUGGAAUGGUAAUUACAAUUGAGCCAGGUAUUUAUAUUCAGGAAAAUGACAAUACAGCACCAGAAAAAUUCAGAGGAUUGGGAAUCCGUAUUGAAGAUGAUGUUGUCAUCACAGAACAGUCCCCUAUAAUACUUUCUGCGGACUGCCCCAAAGAAAUCUAUGACAUACAGCAGAUCUGUGCCAAUGGAGUUUAAAAUUCAGGUGUACAUUAUUAAAAUUGUAAAACAAUGGUUGAUAACUCCCAUAAAAGACUGGCUCUGCAUUUUUGUGUUGCAAAUUAAAUCAACAGUUAAUUAAAUCUUGUUAAUAAAA